AUGGCUUCGUUUAUGUCUCGUUAUUCUGAAUUCUUUUCUUUGGAACGGCUCUUUCGACUUGCUCUAUCUUCUUCCGAGCAGGUAACAGAGUUAUAUUGAAAAACUGUCUUGGUUCAUUAGCGAAGGUCAAACAAGUCGCUCUCUGUUCGUUUCCGUCACGUCGGAGGAUGGAGAACAAGCCCUGCGGACAAGACUUUUGAAGGAGCGAUAGAAGCUCUUCUCUUCGAUAUAACAUGCUUCAGGUGAAAGUGGAUUAUCGCUCCAUUUCUUUCCGGAUAUUUGUAUUCAUAAACUUCCCAUAAAAGAAAAUUUUUUGGCAUAAACUUUUGGCUUCAGAGAGAACUCGCAUUUACUUACAUACAUAAGAACGUUUAUUAAAAACCAGAUGUUUUUGUAAGUAAAUGAUUCUUAUGUGAUUUACAAAUUACUUAGAGAUGAUUCUUAUUUUCGACGCUCGGGGAAUUUACUAAUAAGUUAUUUUACUUGAACCUAGGCUGAAUUAGGUUCUUUGACUUGUGCUGCUCUGAAAAACUUAUUGUUAGAAUCUCUAAGUUUGCCCAAACGUACAAAAACACAAAAGCUCUUUACGCUAAACGUCACCUUUUCACCGAUGAUACAGUUCUGUGCUGUGAGUCAAGUCUGCCCUUUUAUUUUCUAAAUAAAAGCGCUAGAAUUUGAUAUUAUUGUUUUUGAAAUUACAUGUGACUAUGAAUCUAAUCCGCUUUAUCUCUGGUUUCACGCAUCAGAGGUUCAGAUUAUAUUACAACCGGCAUUAAUCUGGAGACUGUUCGUGCGUUAUGACCCUUAUCUUGUCAAAAAUGUUUUAAUUAGCCGCGGCUCAAUACUUUUUUGCUUAUAAUGCGUAUGAUGUUAUUUUUAGACAUAUGAGUGCAAAUGGCUCAACAAAAGAAUCAGAAGUAACAAAGGAAUACUGUUUUUCUCCAGACCAUUUUGGCAAUCAGCCUCUGAAUGAUUGGAUUUAUGCCAUCUGUGUAGUUACAUUCGACCUUGAACUUGGUCAAGUUAUCGAGGUAAGUAGCUGUCGUCUUGGAUUUAUGAAGUUUCAGUCAACGUAUCCGAGGAAUGUAUUUCUAUCAGAAACAACCAAGUCAAAUAUCUGUUAUUUAUCGUUUCCUGAUUCAAAUGCAACCUCAUCUCAGGAUACUUCAUACCAUUUUCGAGUAAAGAGCGGUGAAAUUGAGUUGACAGAAGGAUUGAAAGCCUUUUCCGACCUUGCCCCCAUCUCCAUAAGGCCAUGUGAGCAGUUUCUUUUUGGAUUUGUUCACUUUCGACAGCAAAAAAAUGCAAACUUGGCCAGAGGUUACUACCAAAAGGUAAUUUAAAUUUAUAUAAUUAUGGAAUCUGAAUUUAGAGCGUCGUCAUUCUCACCCAUCUUCCACUCUUUACACUGUUUAAUCACUUAGUGGAUAGUGUAGCCAUACCUUUCUUCGAAUCGGGAGACGCGAUCUUGGAAGCAGGUUUGUACCUAAAACCUGGAAAAACGAAUAUUUAGCAGCUCACCAUGUUCGCGAAUGGUCUCAGCCGAUUCCGGGACAACUCCUGUUGUUGCCAUGGAUGGGAAAUAUCAUUCAAUGCCGGAUUCCUUCCAAAUCUGACAUCCCUCAAGGGCAUUUCACAUUUGAGGCUAAAGUACGAUCCUUGGCUUGUUGUUUUAUCUAAUUUUAGAAUUGUUUGGAUCCGUCGUGCGUUACAUUGCCUUUGGUUCACGAAACUAACUUCUACGAGAGCACCAAAUGUAUUGUUGCUCAUCUCCAAACUUUUUGGGAGUUGGUUUUGAUAUCAGAAGUAGGUGAAAUGUCACUGAAAACUAUUUUCUAGCCUUUGAUUGUACUUGCAUCAAGUCCGAGUGUAUGCUCAAAGUUAGUUCAAAGUCUGGUCACUUUAAUUUGGCCUUUGGAGUUCGGAGGAGACUAUCGUCCAUUGUUUACUAUCCAUGAUUCUGAUUUCAAUCAGAUUACUUCUGCGGUUCCAAUGUAAGCUUUUCUGCUUCUCUGGAAUUUGUUUCUUUAGUCCAAAUAUGAUUCUCGGCGUUACAAAUCCAUUUUUCUCGAAGGCCCUCACCCAUUGGCCGCAUUUCCUGAGGGUCGGAGAUGGAUCCGCUGAUCAAACAUUGAGCAUGGAACGGCUCUUUAAGAAGCUUUCGGAAGGAAAGAAUCUCGACAGUAGACCGGGCCUUUACAGUGCUUACAAACCCUUCUUAAGUACGGAUAAAUCAUUAUUGAAGAAGCUUUUGAACCUUGGAAAUAGACCUGAUGUGGUCCAAACAGCUAUAUUACGAAGGCAUUUCUUGGAGCUAACUCAAAGUUUUAUGAUUCCAUUGGAAAGGUAAUUAUAAUUCUUCUAAAUAUAUUGACUGUUUGAAUUUAUAAUUUUCGAUAUUAUUCUAGGUAUUUGUCCAGUCUAAUGCCUCUUAAGAAGCAUAUCAACCCUUUUAAACCAAUACCACAGAUGAAAGUAUUCGAAUUGGACGAGUUUUUCCUCAGUUUGAAGAAGAAUGGACCUCUUUUGACUUGCGGAGUAAAGGGAGAUUGGUGUGGGCUCUACAGAAGAUUCAUCCGGUCUCCAAAUUUUGAAUCCUGGCUUCAGAUGAGACUUAAAGAUGUAGAACAACAACUUUCGACCAUUCAUCUGGAUGUUCUCUGUUCGGCGGAUCUUUCGGUUGAAGCUCUUCAAGAUCGGAAACAAGUGGAGAUUGUAGAUUUGGUAUUAAAAUUGAAUGAGAAGUUGGGUGUUUUGGAUGAGAAUAAUGAUACGGAGAAGAGACUGCGACUCCAGACUCAACUCAAUAAUGUAAUGAAUGCUGUGGACGAAGAUCUAAAGCAAGUUCUCCUUUCCAAUGUCAAUAUAAAAGCUUUUCGCAGUAUUUGA
Bursaphelenchus xylophilus (pine wood nematode) is the source of this 2889-nucleotide messenger RNA. NCBI's taxonomy places the organism in Eukaryota, Metazoa, Nematoda, Chromadorea, Rhabditida, Aphelenchoididae. The record is from the annotation of a GenBank genome assembly.